Sphaerulina musiva SO2202 is the source of this 597-nucleotide messenger RNA. Its product is annotated as Inositol_P-domain-containing protein. Gene Ontology annotation, biological process: inositol metabolic process; signal transduction. The transcript has 2 exons. Gene Ontology annotation, molecular function: inositol monophosphate 1-phosphatase activity. NCBI's taxonomy places the organism in Eukaryota, Fungi, Ascomycota, Dothideomycetes, Mycosphaerellales, Mycosphaerellaceae. The record is from RefSeq and is a predicted model, not a curated record. The annotation marks the transcript as partial.
CCAAUCACUCGCCCACUGUUUCCCACCUAUAUCAAUCACCGGACCCAAUCAAUCAAUCAAUCCAAGAUGAGUGAUGGUAAAAGUAGCAGCAGUGCUGCUGCAGCAAUCGACUAUCAAGAAAUCCACGACGUUCUCGUCCAAAUCGCCUUGCAAGCGGGCGAGAUGAUCACUUCUGCCCAACCUGCCGUUUCGGGACACGGCACGAAGAAGGAUAAUAGCGCGGAUUUGGUGACGGAGACGGAUCAGGCUGUCGAGAAGAUGAUUAUGGAGGAGUUGGGGAGAAAGUAUCCUGGUUUUGAAUUCAUGGGCGAAGAAACCUACCAACCCGGCGACAUUCUCUCCUCCACUCCCACCUUCAUCAUCGACCCGAUCGAUGGCACAACCAAUUUCUUCCACGGAUGGCCCUACGUCGCCGUGUCUCUCGGCCUCGCAGUCGACAAAAAGCCCGUCGUCGGAGUCGUCUAUAAUCCUUUUACUCAAACUCUCUAUUCGGGAAUUACAGGCAGAGGAGCAUAUAUGACUACUCGACCUUGGUCUAGUAAUAGUAAUAAUAAUAAUAGCAAAGAAGAAAAAGAAGGAAGAGAAAAACAAACCCGU